This is a messenger RNA of Cokeromyces recurvatus, 2199 nucleotides long. RefSeq lists its product as uncharacterized. Gene Ontology annotation, molecular function: protein binding. Lineage: Eukaryota; Fungi; Mucoromycota; Mucoromycetes; Mucorales; Mucoraceae. Gene Ontology annotation, biological process: signal transduction; establishment or maintenance of actin cytoskeleton polarity. Bases 100 to 2130 code for a protein of 676 amino acids. Gene Ontology annotation, cellular component: cell tip; microtubule cytoskeleton. The record is from RefSeq and is a predicted model, not a curated record. The transcript has 5 exons.
AAAAAACGUGCUAUUAAUUACACAUAAACCAUAAAUAUAAUUGAUUAAUAUACCUUUUAUUCUUACUUUUUUUCUUAUAUUUUUUCUUUCAAAACGACUAUGGAUGAGAAUCCACUUUCACAGUCUAUAUCAGAAGAUUUUGAGGAUUUGUUUGAUGAUGAUACAAAAGAUUCUAUUUGUUCAGAGGCAUCCAGUAUCCCCGACGAAAAUAUUGAUUUCAACUUAGUAUACGCUUUACAUACAUUUGUUGCUACUAUUGAUGGGCAAACAUCUGUAGUAAAGGGUGACUCUAUGGUUUUAUUAGAUGAUUCCAACUCUUAUUGGUGGCUUAUAAAGGCCCUAAAGACAUCUGAGGUAGGCUAUAUACCUGCAGAAAAUAUCGAGACACCAUUUGAAAGAUUAGCACGCCUUAAUAAACAUCGUAACGUAGAAAUUGCAUCGCUACCGUAUUAUGUAGAACAAAAAUCAUCGUCAACCAAAAAGAAGAAGGUUCAAAUGUCAAACGUAUGUACAUAUCAAGCACAAAUUAUAAUAACAGACAAUGAGGAUGAACAUAGUGAAAGUUAUGAAGAGACGUAUGAAGAAUGGGAAGAAGAUUUAAAUAAGGAACCACUAGAAACAACUACUAGGUAUUCUCCUGUAACAAAUCCUGAUUUUUGUAUGCCUAUCAUUGAAGAAUUGGAAGAGUUAUCAUUCAGUAACACUGUUGAUAUCCAGCAACCUUUUCCUCCUGAUGAGCCUUUUCCUCCAACAUCGUUAACAGAAAAUCAUAUAGUUCCAGAAAUUACAAACGACCAACAACAUAUGCUUAUUAACAAUAAAGUAUCCAAAAAUAUCGAAGAGCAGCAAGAUGUUGGUGUAGUAAAGGGUUUAAAGCAACUAUUAUCCAUUGGUAACAAAACUAAAAAGUCCAAUGAUGAGAUAUUAGUUGAUAACGGAAAUAAUAUGCAAUAUCAUGUUUUACGUAUUUUUUCUGAAGACAUUAAUGGUGCUAUGUUUAGUUCAGUAGCAGUGACACCCGAUAUGAAUACUGAGCAGGUCAUUCAACUUGCAUUACAAAAGUUUCAUAUUGUAGAUAAUCAACCUGGAGUUGAAUAUUAUGUCACAGUAAAAUCUAUACAUAGUGAUGAAAUUACAUUAACGCCUCAAGAUAAACCUUUAGCAAUAUUCGAAUCUCUUAGCGAUCAUCUCACAACGCCUAUGCCUUCCUUAACUCACAUUAAACGAUUAUCAGUUGAACAACCAACGAUUAAAGUAACUCGUAUAGGAAUUUCCAAAGCAAGGCAGCGUGCAGAAGCCCAUUUUGGAGAAGAUUCCUUUAUACGAUUUUCCUUACAUAAACGUAUUAAAAGAACGUCUUUUGAAGGUGAACAAAUUUAUAUAAAAAUUACUCAUUAUAUACGACAGCAACAGUAUUCUGAAAAGGGAGGAGGGCUCACUAGAAAAAGUAGUCUGUUGAACGCUGAUAGAAUGGAUAAAUUAGUUGCUGUCAACAUGUCAAAUACAGUUACGGAUUUAAUGACCAUUAUGCUGGAAAAAUUUCAUUUGACACAUGAGGAUAAAUCAAUGUAUUGUGUCCGUCUAUCAGUCAAUGGAAAAGAAACUCUUUUGGAUUCAAGUCAAACUAUUGCAGAUAUACUCAAGAACCCUGAACUAAAUCCUCCAGGAACAACAGUAGAGAAACUAUUUGUACUUUGUACUAAAAGGAAAGAAGGUCUAGAACGAAAUAAUAGUCGACGUUUUAUGGGACUCUUAAAGCAGCAACUACAACAACAACAGCAGCAACAGCAGCAGCCGAAAAUAGAGACCAAUGAUAAAGUCAUAGAGCCAUUAAAUACAAGUAAUGUUAUUCGAAGACUAGAUGAAGCAAUUCAAUCGCUCGAAAAUGAUAAAAGACAGUUCGAAAAUAAUAAACACAUAUUUCUUAAGCCGCCCAAAAGAUCGAAUAGUUUAUCGAAAAUGAGUCGACCCAUUCAACACUUGGAAACAAGACGAUUACCAACAAGAUCUUCUUCUUUAAAACUAUCGUACGAGAAUAAAAAACAAAUAUCAAAUAUGGAUGAUCUUCAAAAUGAGCUUCACCGAAUAGCUUCAUCACAUAACGAUAAUACUACUUUACGUAUUUCAUAAAUUUACUAUGUUAAAUAAUAUAUAAAUUGUAAAUAAAUUAAAUCAAAUCUUUUUAUAUAAUAAUAAUAU